AUGGCAUCAAAAGAGCUCUACAACGUUUUCAGAGAGAAUUUUUUAACGUGCCAUAUAUGUCUGGAGGAAUAUACAGACCCGAGAGUGCUCCCCUGUUACCACACGUUCUGCCUGGAUUGUAUUGCUGACCAUGCAGCCAAAAAUGGAGUGCAGAACAAGUUCUCCUGUCCCGUGUGUCGCCAAGACGCCUCCGUACCUCCAGGCGGAUUAGCAACUCUCGUGAAAAACUUCUUCUUAAUAAACGUGACAGACUUCAUGAAAGGUCAGAAGGCACCAGAGGGGAGACUUUGUGAUUAUUGUAAGCAUAUAGAGGCCACUAUGUUGUGCCAAGGAUGCCCCAAGACCAACCAACUGUGUGUUACAUGUCGUGAAUUGCACGACAACAUCCCGGCCUUAAAUGGACACCACUUUUUGCCUCUGUCACAAGUCGACUUCUCAGUUGAUCCAGCUAACGUACGCGAACAGUUACGUCAAGUAUUAGAUAAAGCUCAAUUUUGCGACAAACAUGCCGGCGAACAGCUUGCAUUCUAUUGUCAAAACGAUGACACUGUCAUAUGCAGGGAAUGCAUCGUAGAAACCCACAGCAAACACGAUUUCAAAAAAAUAGGAGAUGUGGUGAUGUUUCAACGUAGUCUAAUAGUAGACAGGCUAAAAUGUCUCCCAACUGAAAAACUGUCUCGUUUGGAGAAGGCGGAAAAGGCCAUUGCACGAACGGAAGCGAGUCUGACGGAAAACCAGAGGAGGGUUCUUCGUUUGGUGGAUUCUCAAAGAGUUACUAUGACACAGGAGAUACAUGAUAACAGUAAAAUUAUAGAGAGGGAACUGAACGAUUGUUACCAGCAAAUAGAACAAGACGUACGUAAACAAACAGACGCAUAUUUGACCAGUGUAAAGCAUCAUUUGGUAAUGUAUCGAACAAAGGUACAAUCCAAUUAUACCAAAAUGAGAAAGUUUAUAGAUGAUAAAAGCAACGCAGUAUCAGAAGAAGUUAUGGUACUCACCUCUGCUCAGGUGAAGACUUUAGAAGCUGAAAAGGACAAGCAAGAAAUGCUCAAAAUUUGCAUUCAUAGUAUUCGUGAUUUCGCUCAGCAGCUCACAGACACAGGUUCUGAUAUCGAGGUCAUGACCCACUCUAAAAAAAUCCAAGCUAGAAUUAAAGACUUACAGACAGUAGAACCUGUCUUUGAUACCAAGAUCAUCGACAUAAAAUUUACACCAGGGAAAACAAAAAUGGACCUGGCGCUACAGUUUCCAAAAAUUCCAGAACCACAGCUAUCAAUCAAAACGGGGUCCAUCACGGCGAAGACAUAUGGUGGUCCUUUGGAUGCAUAUUUCGGAUGUUUGGAACAAGAGACAGUGCACUGUCCAGAAUUGCAACAAUUUCAGAGAGUAGCGUUGUUAAAAACGCCAGAGCGAACGCGUUGUUUUAAUGUCAAGGGUUGGCUUUUGGAUAUUCAGUGCACAGAUGACGGUUGCACUUUAGCUGUUCAAGGUGAUGCAGUGUCCAUUGUCUCCAGUGCAAGUCAGUAUAAUCGUGAGAUCAGUAUAGAGGGAGGGGUGGGGUGUAUCUCUACAGCAUGCGACUGCGAGGGUGACUGUGUACUGGUUUAUGCGAUCCGCCUUGGUUUACUAGAGUUAGAGUAA
Lingula anatina is the source of this 1644-nucleotide messenger RNA. RefSeq lists its product as uncharacterized. Gene Ontology annotation, molecular function: zinc ion binding; protein binding. Lineage: Eukaryota; Metazoa; Brachiopoda; Lingulata; Lingulida; Lingulidae. The record is from RefSeq and is a predicted model, not a curated record.